Molecule: messenger RNA, 1812 nt
Organism: Colletotrichum destructivum
Lineage: Eukaryota; Fungi; Ascomycota; Sordariomycetes; Glomerellales; Glomerellaceae
Product: Putative transcription factor CBF/NF-Y/archaeal histone domain, histone-fold
Exons: 4
Coding region: 399-1469 (356 amino acids)
Biological process (GO): DNA damage response; leading strand elongation; heterochromatin formation
Cellular component (GO): CHRAC; epsilon DNA polymerase complex
Molecular function (GO): protein heterodimerization activity; chromatin DNA binding
Source: RefSeq, a predicted model, not a curated record
UUGGGCAUCGUCCGCGGUAACAAAGCAUCACAAUUCUUCUCGCACCCAUGAGACAGCCAACUGAUUGAAGUCAGAAAACCCGCUCUUGAAGGCAAGGAAACCCGUGCCGCGGGAGACAUUAUCCCCCCUUUCCCCUUUCCCCUCCCACAUCUCUCGUGAGAGCGGAAAACUUCAUCAUCUCAUUGGAACCGCCGACAAUCGACAGCUGGACAAGCCCAAGCAAAAAAUCGCAAGCAUCCACCCAACCCACGCGAACACUCACCCAAUUCCCGCAAGACCCGCGCAGCCCAGAAAGAAGUUCCAGGGGUUGGCCUCCGUUUUCUCCACAUUAAUCCAUGGGCGGCUACCUGCUCUGGUAUCCGUAAUACUUCGCAACGCAAACCUGACGACACACAAUUAUGCCUCCGCGCAAGAGCGACGCGAGCCGACGAAGCGACGUAUCCAACGCACGCUUCAUCGUCAUGGACGAAGACCCAGCCCCCGCAGCCACACCGGCCACUGCGGCUAGCACCAGCAGCAAUGGUGCGGCGGGCACACCAUCCGCGGCCCCCAGGACAAAGGCCUCGGUCUCGGUCUCGGCCUCCGCGACGCCGUCCAGCGUACCUCCCGCCGCCGCUGUGUCGACUCCCGACUCCGCCGCGAGAGUGAGGCCGACGUCGUCGACGCCGCUGACUACCACGACGGUACUGCAUGCGGGCUCAGAGAAGAAGGAAAGCCAGACGCAUGACAAGAUGGCCAAGGCCGAUAGGGAUGCUCUCACCAUUGAGGACCUGAGCUUGCCCAAGUCUAUCAUCACGAGGCUGGCAAAGGGUGUGCUCCCGCCCAACACGCAGAUCCAGGCCAAUGCCGUUCUAGCCAUGAGCAAGAGCGCAACCGUUUUCAUCAGCUAUCUCGCUUCGCACGCCAAUGAAAUCACUGUCAACGCGAACAAGAAGACCGUCAGUGCCGAGGACGUUUUCAAGGCGCUUGACGACAUUGAGUUUGGGUUUCUGCGUGAGCCCCUAGAGCAAGAGUUUGCCAAAUACAACCAAAUCCAAUCCGCAAAGCGCACUAACUACCGCCAAAAAGUUGCUGCCAAGAAGGGUGGGAGCGCGGCAGCAGGUGUUGCAGUAGGGGCAGCGGCCGGGGCAGCGGCUGCAGAUACUUCCCUCCUCUCAAACGCUGACGACAGCGUCAUGACCACAGCAUCCUCCGACACAGCCCCGCGAGCUAAGAAGGCCCGUGUAGACGACUCUGCCAUGACGGUUGGCGAGGAUGUCGACGACGGCGAGACUGAGCCCGAAGAAGAAGCCGAGGAGGAGGAAGACAACGACAACGAAGAGGAAGAGGCCGAGGAGGAAGAAGACGACGAGGAAGACGACGACGACGAGGAAGGGGAGGGAAGCGGUGACGAAACGCAGGACGCUCUGGAGGAGAAGGGUGAUGGCAGCGACGUCGACGAGGCGCUUGAUGGAGACGAGAGCGACUAGCCAGUCGCUCUUGGUAGUCUAUGCGUCCCCGGCCCCGGGGUUGGAGCCGGAGCCGGAGGUUGUGCCCGGACGAACCUAGUGGUGAAAGAGAAAGGGAUGGUUUUCUGUUUCUCGGCAGAGAGCGCGAGAUGUACGAGACGAAGUUCCUAUUUUGUUUGCCCUGUAAGAGAAGGGGCCGGCAACCCCUGGUUUGGGUUACGAUGGGAAAGCAAAAAAACGCCUUGAUCCUUUUUUAUCUUUUCUUUUUUCUUUUCGCGGAUAAUACACAGUUUUUCCUCUUGCAAAGGCAGAUCGCAAAAGGGGGCAUCAAUGCCCAGCCGUCGUAAAGAGGUUUUUUGUUGCG